ACAUCAGAGAACUGACCGCCACCAUUACAGAGCAGAAAGAAAACAUCAGGGAACUGACCGCCACCGUUACAGAGCUGAAAGAAAUCAACAGAGAACUGAUCGCCGCGGAUACAGAGCAGAAAGAAAACAUCAGAGCUUUAGAGAUAAAACAGAUGUUUAUCCUGGAAGAGCUGAACAAGAAAAAUGAUGAAAUUUCAAAUCUUUCUCUGAGUCAAGUGGAGGAGUUGAGAAAGGAAAAUAGAGACAGAGAAAUAGCUUUUUCAGCUUCACUGGUGGAAUCUGGCGUUGAAUACAUUGGUCCUUUUACCACUGAAAUCACACUAACCUACAAGAAAGUCUUCACAAACAUAGGGAACGCCUACAACCCAGUUACAGGUAUUUUCACAGCCCCACUGAAAGGAGCGUACAUGUUCAGAAUCUCAGUGUAUGGUGAUGGCCCAACUGCAGCAACUGCAGCCAUUUUUAAGAAUGGAGACCAGGUGGUUAUAGCACAUGCUUAUCACAAUGUGAAUUCGUUAGCCUCUUCAAAUGGAGUUGUGUUGGUCCUGGAGGUUGGAGAUGUUGUAUAUGUGAGACUUUGGUCUGGUAGGAGGUUAAUUGAUAACCAGGAUAGCCACAACACUUUCAGUGGUUUCCUACUGUUUCCUUUAAGAGAACAAGAGCUUUGAAGAAUGUGAUUCCAAUAAUUCUGAACCUUCAGCAUAUGAUUUAAGAUUAAAAUCAUGAAGAAUCAUUAGCAUAUGAAUUUGUCGUAUUAAGGAUUAUGUGUUUGAAAUUUUCUAUAUAUAAUUGUAUGUCUAAGAGCUGUCUAUAUGUAACUUAUAUGACAGACAAGACCCAUGAAUAUCGCAUAACUCAAAAGUGUUUUAUUAAAGCAAAUUACUAGAGAAUAAUGACUAAUAUUGUUUGAACCUCUUACUGAGAGAAAGUAUGUAUUCUAAUCAGUAUGUUUUGGGAAAGUUUUCUGGUCAGAGCUAGAGCUUGAAGAAGCUGCGUAUUUGUGUGUGUGUUUCUGGCACUCAUUCGUCACAGGCACAGCCUCUGAUGUUCUGUGAACAACUGGCAUGCGGAGGAGGUAAAAGGACAAUCUGAUAGGACAGUUGGAGCCUAGAAACUCAGAUUGGUGACCUUGUGCUUAAAGCUGUAUUUUGACUGACGUCCUGAUAAUCUAUGGAGAUAUACUUAUGACAAACAGCCAUAUGUGGGAAUUUUCUAAGUUUAUCUAUUUCUUAACUAAUCAGAAUCAUUAAUCUGAAGUAAUGACGUAGUUUAGUGACCUGUGUAAAGUUAUAAUUGCUGUGGUUUUGUGAAUGUACGGCAGAGCAGCUGACGAAUUCCUUGUGAGUGUUGAAGCUGACUUCUGCUGAUGAAACUGCAAACUAUUCUUCAGUAAAAUUUUCUUCAAUUAACUGCAUCUCUGACUCCUGGUCUUUGUUCAUCAUAUCUGGUUCUUGGGUCUUUAACUGUAAA
Messenger RNA from Megalobrama amblycephala (Wuchang bream), 1470 nucleotides. Its product is annotated as complement C1q-like protein 2. Gene Ontology annotation, molecular function: protein binding. The record is from RefSeq and is a predicted model, not a curated record. NCBI's taxonomy places the organism in Eukaryota, Metazoa, Chordata, Actinopteri, Cypriniformes, Xenocyprididae. The transcript has 4 exons. Bases 153 to 668 code for a protein of 171 amino acids.